UUGAAAAUUACCCAGAAGACCCUGGGUAAGGUUGUUUUUAGCAGCAAUCGGAACAACAUCGAUUUUAUUGAUUUAUACACAAUUAUAGCUAUGCAUUCGCUGGCGUCCCUCUUGUAUUCUUAAAAGCAUGCUUGGGAGUCUGCAUAUCCACAAGAUGUGACCUUGAUACGCGUACGGCGUAUCACGAUAAAGUGAGCGUGGUUUGUUGUCUGGCAUGUUGUUGGUAUGGAGAUGGAGAGAUUUGAAGUUUUGCACACCUUAGGAGCUGGAGGCGGAGGAAAAGUUCUGCUCGCCAAGGAAAAGGAUUCUGGGAGACAAGUGGCAAUAAAAGAGAUUAUUUUGGACUCUAAAAGGAAAACCAGAACGAAGGAAGCUGUGCAACGAGAAGCAAAUAUUCUAGGGCAACUAAAGCAUCCUCAUAUAGUAACAUUAUUGGAUUCUUUUGUUGACAAACAUGAGGAGAAACUUUAUAUUGUUCAGGAUUACUGUGAUGGAGGAACCUUACAAGAUCAAAUUGCCUUGGCCAAAAGGAACAACAUCCCCCUUGAAGAGCCACAGAUUAUGCAGUGGUUUGUGCAAGUUUUAAUGGCUGUCCAUCACAUUCAUUCAAGAAAAAUACUUCAUAGAGAUCUUAAGUCUCAGAAUAUUUUCCUCACAAAGAAAGGCAUGCAUAGUGUUGUGAGAUUAGGUGAUUUUGGCAUUGCACGCAUGAUGGAGAACACCUUUGAUAUGGCACAAACAUGCUGUGGUACACCAUGUUACCUCAGCCCUGAGCUGUGCCAAGACAUUCCUUAUAGUUCUAAGGCUGAUGUAUGGGCACUUGGUUGUUUGCUUUUUGAAAUGUGUGCACUUCGUUAUGCAUUUGAUGCCACGAACAUCAUCAGUCUUUUCUAUAAGAUUGUUAAAGGGGAACCAGGGGACAUUCCACCUCAAUACUCCUCUCCAGUCAAAGAAGUCAUCCAAUUGAUGCUUACAAAAAAACCUGAGGAAAGGCCCAGUGCUGGAUUGAUACUGAACCUGCCUUUUAUACAGCAACACCUAAAAGAAUUUAUAGAAGAGAAAGAGAACUUACAGGAGGCACUGCAUGCGAGGCACCAUCUGAAGGGGAGUGCACGUAACUCACCUGCUGUCUUAGACCGUCCAGUAUCGGCAGGGGGUAAUAUGAUAUUAAAAACAGAUGAGGUCUCUGGCAAGAAGAACAACAAACAACGUGCCAAAACUGCACUUGCCAAGGUGCACACACCAACUCUAGAACUGAAAAAGGAGGGCAAAGAAGUGAACGAGAAGAGUGAGAACAAUGGUGAUAAUGCCAGCGAUUACUCUGAUGAUUUUGAUGAAUCUGAGGAAGAGGUCUAUUCGGAUGAAUUUGAUGAGGACCUCGCUUUGAACGGCUCUCUUAAAACACCCAUCCCUUCUUCAGACGCCACUAGCCCUUGGAAUGGCGGAAGGGAGUCGGGCGAUAACGAGGUGGAAUACGCUGACGACUUUGAAGAGGACUCUGAUGAAGAAGAGGUCCUAGAUGAUCUUCUUGCAAACGCAAGAGCAGCGCAGGCUGCUGAGGAGGAAGAGAUCGUCGAAGAUGACGACCAGUCAGUGUCAUGUAAACAGAUCUUGAGAAGCCAUGUCAUGGAUGCUUUGGGAAAGAAGGUAUUCGAGGAAGUGUGCGAGCGUGCUCGAAAUGAAGACGAUCAAACAGCUAGUAGAUUUUGGUUCAGGCCUGAUAUGGUGGAAUUCGAGCGAAUAACGGGAUCAGAACUGAUGGAGACGUGCUACCUUGUAAAUGAGCUCUUCAUAGAUGGACAACCGGAUGGACAGUCUGAAGCAUCUGGACAAGGAAGUUAAUAACACUCGACAGAAAAGGGAACUGUUUACCGCCCCCUGCUCAUCAAAUAAACAGAGAGAGUUAUAGACGGUCAAUGGGACCGGGAAACAAAUACCGCAAAGACAUGAUCAAGCAGCCAGGCAAGGGGAUCUGAUGCAACUGGACGGAGAAAUUAACGAUGCUGGACGUGUGAACUGAACCAAGUGAAAACUCGACAUCCCGUCGAAAACUUGUCAUCUAGUUUGGUGAAUCUUCGCAUUUUGAAGCAGGCAUUCAGGUUUCUGAUAGUCAUUUCUUACCCAAAAAAAGCGUGGUAUAGCUAUACGAUUUGUACAUAAAAUUUAAAGCAUUGUAAAUAAAACUUUUUUGUCUUUAAUAAACUCGUCAAGGUUAUUAAUUAUCGAGGAUUAUUCGAACUCAAAGCUUGUUAGAUAGUGUUGCCCCGCCGAAAGGCAGGGCAUUUAAAAAAUUAGUCUAUAGACUCAUAAUGUUGUUCUCCUCCACGGAUAUCUUUAGUAAAAGGCGAAAGAUAUAUACGUUCAUUGAAGGAAAACCAGAGUAAUGAGUCAGGGUCUGGGAAGGGAGCUGACUGAUAAAGUCGAUCUGAUCCGUGUGGGAGAGUUCAGACAUGCGCAGUAAGUAAUUCAAAGCUGCCAAAGACAUCCAUCGGUUGUUCGCAUAUAGGUAGAGCCACCAAAGGAGAAGGUUAGCAGUUAAGUCACAUAGGAAAAACCGAUAAUAGUUCAAGUUAUGCUCCCAUAAGCGGGAGGUUCAUUUAUGCCCAUGUAUUAUCAAGUUAUCGGUUUAGACUGUAUCUUUGAUUCUAGUUAGUAACCAUUUGAAAUCCUUAAGUCUCUAGUGUCUGAUGCUAUAGGGAUGAUUAUGAUGAAGUAAAAUCUAAACAAUUUCCGAUGGAUUGUUUGAGGAUAUUUUGUCGUUAAGUGCACGCAUGCGCAGAUGAUGCACGCUGAGACCCGUUAUUUGCUCCUUUUAUUUCUUCUCUCGCCACCACCAAAAACAGGAAAAAAACUUUUGACGUCAUAGCAUCUUUUGUAAAUCAGUUUUGUUGUUGUUUCGUUGUUAUCCGUAAUUUACUAAAAAAAACGCCGUGGUCGAUGGCCUGGUUACAAAUGUUCCAGGAAAGGCACUUGACUCGUAAUGCGCAUGCUCCAUGCUAGCGACCACGUGACGAGCCGGUACUGAGUGUUUUUAGAGCAUUUGUAACACGAGUUUAGCAGUAAUACUAUGGCUUCUGGAGACGAAACGGCGACCAAA
This is a messenger RNA of Nematostella vectensis (starlet sea anemone), 3097 nucleotides long. RefSeq names its product serine/threonine-protein kinase Nek5. Gene Ontology annotation, biological process: protein phosphorylation. Lineage: Eukaryota; Metazoa; Cnidaria; Anthozoa; Actiniaria; Edwardsiidae. Gene Ontology annotation, molecular function: ATP binding; protein kinase activity. The record is from RefSeq and is a predicted model, not a curated record. The coding region runs from base 226 to 1842 and encodes 538 amino acids. The transcript is spliced from 17 exons.